CCGGGCGCAGGCGCGGCCCCGCCCCAAGGGAAGCGGAAGCGCCGCUCGGACUGCAGUGAGUUUUGGAGAGAACAGCCAUGGGCGUUAGAGGUUUGCAGGGAUUUGUGUCGAGAGUUUGCCCUGAUGCGUGCAAAACAGUAGAUCUGAAAGAAAUGGCAGAAAAACAUCGUGUCAAUCAUCCUGAUUUCCCACCUGUUAUUGUAGUAGAUGCCAUGAGUUGUGUUAGAUACUGGUACACACCAGAAUUUUGGGUGUGUGGUGGCCAGUGGCGGGAGUACCUUGCCGUUUUAGAGGAUUUUGUUAACGUUUUUAUGGCAGCUGGUAUCAAGUUGGUGUUUUACUUUGAUGGAGUGGUAGAAGAGAAAAAGAGAGAGGAGUGGAUCAAACGGAGGUGGAAUAAUACCAAGGAAAUAGCCAGACUAUUUCAAUUUAUUAAGACUCACAGGAAACAACCAGGCAGAGAAAUGUUUGUUCUUCCCUCAGCUUUACCUACUUUUACACGUUAUGCCCUGAAGUCACUUGGUCAAAAAACAGUAUGCACGUUGCAAGAGGCAGACUUUGAGGUGGCUGCAUAUGGUUUGCAACACAACUGCAUAGGAAUUCUGGGGCAAGAUAGUGACUACCUCAUCUAUAAUACAUGUCCCUACUUUUCCAUUGAGAACCUCCGUUUGGACAGACUGGUCACUGUUAUGUACUCUCGAGAGGAACUUUGCAAUGUGCUGGGUAUUAGUUUGACACACCUCCCUCUCUUUGCUGCCUUGCUUGGCAAUGAUAUUGUUCCAGAAAGCUUGUUGGAAGGCUUUUGGCACAAAUGUUUAACCACCAGUCCCCACAAGAACAACAGCUACAACAGAAGAACAAAAAUACUUCUAGGUGUAGCAAAUUACAUCUCAAAAAUUCCGUGCUCAUACAGCAGCCUGAAACGCUUGGAAGACAUGCUACCCCUGGGAUCAGACAAAACGUUGCUUUACAGAGGAGUAAAGUCCUAUCUUUUGCCUGGGCAACAGUCUCCAUGGAUUCCCCCCAACGUGACAAAUUGUCAAAUGUUAUCUCUUCAGCAGCAAUCAGCCAUCUGUCAAGAUAAAGAAAUCUUUCAGUUAGCUAAAGAACAGCAUAUCCAAUCUGAAAAUUAUUCAGUCUUCAAUAUCCUGAGUAAUGGAGUUAUUGAGUGCAGCAACUCUUUGGAAGAUGAUUCUGAUACAGAAAUUCCUGGACAGUCACUUAUCUACCGCCCUGCUCGUCAGCAUAUUUAUUCUGUCUUGUUGGAAUCUGGAAAAGGUGGAGCCUAUCCUUUGAUAAAAGAGUGGUUUGUCUAUUUUGGAAAUCCUCUCAAGCAACCGGAGCUAAUACAACCUGUACAACCUUGUGUUCCAGGUGGAACACCUAAUUUGAAAACACUGUGGCUUGCCAAAGGACCUGAUGUGGAAAAGCAACGGUAUAGUACGUUUCUGGCAUGCUUUCACCUUCAGGAUGAGAUGGAAGAACUCCAAGCUCUAGAAGCACCUGUUGCAGGAUUCUGUUGCUUGCUGACCUAUCUUAUGAUGCAGGUCAAUAGCCUCUCUCUGGAGGACUUAAAUGCAUUUGUGGCACUCAUUCUCUGCCUCAAAGGGAAGUCAGCUGCUCAACUGGCAGGUCUGCAGCUUGCAGAAGUAGACUCCAGAGCUGUACAUCUUGGCGCUGUCUUGGUUCGUGGCCUUACAACAUUGCUCAUGGCCAAUAGCGCCUGUGGCUUUCCAUUCAGAAUGGAUGAUUUGAUGCCGUGGACAGUGUUUGAUGGAAAACUUUUUCAAGAAAAAUACCAGCAGUCGCACCGAGGUUGCUCUGUGGAAGAGCUUUUGGAAGGCAAUGAGUCUUUGUAUACACCCUUCCAGAAUCUGAAGUCUUUCAUUUGCAAGGUUUGCAUGGCAAAGAAAAGAGUGAUACAGAGCAGACCAAGAGGGAAUGGAUUUAACACAGGAAGAGAACAAAGAGAUUUUAAUCCCAGAUUCCAACAACCACGCAGAAGUCAUUUUGUUUCUCCAUAUCAUAACCAGAUGAGGGGGUUCAUACAGAGAAAUCCUCAAUCACAAGGUGGGCGAUCAGGACACCCAGACCGGAGGAGAUUUCACCUUCCUCCUCGGUAAAGAAUACAUGUCUACAGGUGGCAAACUGAGAUGAUGGGAUAGUUACCUUUGAGAUAAUUUUUGUUUAUGAGAGCAUCUUUUUAUGAACUUUGUACAAAUAACUGAACCACGUAAUUGUGGAGGAAAUCCCUCAAAGCUGAGGCUGUUCACCUUGUUAAUCACUUUUCAUGUUUGCUCUCAUUUUAUGAGACCAGAAUCACUAAAACUUAAGUUACGGGUACCUGAGGCACAUUAACAUCCCAGUACAGCUACAUGGUUUUGUCCAUUAGACAAUAGAAAGUCUGAAGUGUUUUUUACAACACUGUAACACUGUUAGAUAUUUCUGAGUGUAAAUUUAGGACCUAAACUAUGAUUUUUUCGUAUUUUUCUUAUAUUUGUUUAUCUUACAAGACUUUCCCCACUCGGAAUAAUGUGUCAUGUUCGUGCUGUAUGUGGUUUGUGUAUUAAUUGUGGAUUAUAUCUGUAUCUUAAGGGUUAUACCAUUGUUACUGAAACCUGUAGAAAAGUUUGAAACAUGCCAUCAGGGAUGUAAGCAUCAUCUACCAGUGAAACAAUAUCACCUUUUUGUAAAAAUGUAACUUUCUUACAAGAGACAAAAAUUGAUAUUACAUUUGGUACUUCCAGUUAAGCUAGUUUUUCUAUCUUUGUCAAGUGACGAGAGAAAGAAUCUAUAAUGUUUUACUUCUGUAAUGAAUAAUACUUCUGAGAGCUAUAUUUAUUUUCUGUCCAAAUUCUAAUUCAAACACCUAUCUUCAGAAUUAUUUCUUAAAAAUUGAUAGAUUUCACUUUGUGAUUCAAUUUCAGUGAUAUAUGUAUUUCUUUAAUUUUAAAAUUAAUACAUUUAAAAUAUUAUUAAAAUGAAUUAAUUUUAAAUAGAGUAUAAACAAUACUAAAGAAAUGUAAAAUAACAGAGCACGUGCAAUUUUUAUCAACAUAUAAGAUCAUAGAAAGCAUGUGACACACUUAGAACUGUGUUUCUUUCUUUACUGAUCUGCAGCUCAGUUGAAGCACCUCCAUCUACAUAGACUUCAACAAUUUCAUGCUUUUCUUAGAUUUCUAGCAAACUUUGAACAGACUUGGUUCAAGUGGAUGUUUAUGGAACUGUUGUUUUUUCAUCUGUGUAUGUGCUUUGGAAUCACAAUGUCUUUAGUUUUGUAUUUCAACGUUUUCAGUACAAUAAAUUAUACAGUAACUCCUUCUCACAUGGGAGGUAAAUGAUGAAAGAAAAACAGGAAGUACAAAAGAUGCAUGGAGCUCCUGGAGCAAGUCAAGCAAGAACUGUAAAGAUGAUUAAAGGAUUGGAAAAUCUCUCUCCAAAUCAAAGGUUGAGAGAGUUGGACCUGUUCAACCUCGAGAAGAGAUGAGUGAGAGGGGACCUCAUCAGUGUGUAUAAAUAUCUAAAGGGGGGGUGCCAGGAGGAUGGAGCCAGGCUCUUCUUGGUGGUGCCAAGCAAUAGGAC
Corapipo altera (White-ruffed manakin) is the source of this 3582-nucleotide messenger RNA. RefSeq names its product family with sequence similarity 120B (gene FAM120B). The coding region runs from base 78 to 2123 and encodes 681 amino acids. The transcript has 10 exons. Lineage: Eukaryota; Metazoa; Chordata; Aves; Passeriformes; Pipridae. Gene Ontology annotation, cellular component: nucleus. The record is from RefSeq and is a predicted model, not a curated record.